UGCCCGCGUGCCCGCCCUAACGGAGGCAACUUUAUUACUGUCAAAAGUCCACGGACCUUAUCAGAGCAAAUCCAAUGGUCCACAGAAGCUCGGGUCCUCCACCGCGACCUGAAGGCUGUCCGGGCUGGUAGCGUCGAACUCGACCGCGCUGACUGAAAAAGAAGAAACAAAGUUGUGCUGGGCCGCAGUCAUGUCCGGACGGAACCGAUGUGUGAAUCCAUUUCACAGACCUGAGUGUCUGGCUGCUGCUGCUCCUGCGGGAAAAGCCAAACUGACUCAUCCCGGGAAAGCCAUUCUGGCAGGUGGGAUUGCCGGUGGGAUAGAAAUCUGCAUCACCUUCCCCACAGAGUAUGUCAAAACACAGCUGCAGCUGGACGAGAAGGCAAAUCCUCCAAAAUACAAAGGCAUUGUUGACUGCGUGAAGCAGACGGUGAAUGAUCACGGGAUUAAAGGUCUUUACAGAGGUCUAAGUUCGCUUGUUUACGGCUCCAUUCCCAAAGCAGCUGUCAGAUUUGGAAUGUUUGAAUUCCUUAGUAAUAAGAUGCGUGAUGAGCAUGGUAAACUCAACAGCACUCAAGGAUUCUUCUGUGGCCUUGGAGCUGGAGUGGCAGAAGCUGUGGUCGUAGUGUGUCCUAUGGAGACAAUCAAGGUCAAAUUCAUCCAUGAUCAGACAUCAGCAAAUCCAAAGUACAAAGGGUUUUUCCAUGGCGUGAGAGAGAUUAUUAGAUCUCAAGGCCUGAAGGGGACAUACCAAGGCUUAACGGCCACCGUGCUGAAACAAGGCUCCAAUCAGGCCAUUCGCUUCUAUGUGAUGACAACACUGAAGAACUCGUACAAAGGUGACAACCCUAACAAAGCUAUGAAUCCUUUGGUUACUGGAUUCUUUGGAGCAAUUGCUGGAGCUGCCAGUGUGUUUGGGAACACUCCCCUGGACGUCAUAAAGACCAGGAUGCAGGGUCUCGAAGCUCACAAGUACAAAGGCACAGUGGAUUGUGCAGUCAAGAUCCUGAAAUAUGAGGGGCCAUUGGCCUUCUACAAAGGCACCGUACCUCGACUGGGCCGAGUAUGCCUGGAUGUGGCGAUCGUCUUUGUCAUCUAUGAGGAAGUUGUGAAGCUUCUGAACUUGGUUUGGAAGACGGACUGAAGCGGACACCCUCCUGCGCUCUGCAAGCGGGGACAUUAGGACGAACUGCGCACAUUGCUAACCACGUCAGGUCUCCUUAAACGCUGCUUGCAGGUUCUAAUGUCUACCUCUAAGUGACGACGUUGGCCUGGCAUUGAUUUUAUUUGCAGCAGAUAUUGCAAGUUGAAGCCUAAUCUGCAUAAAGAAUGUGAUAGUGCCCCCUGAGCUCAUACCUCCGCCAACACAUCACAUGUAACUAUUAGAGAUGUAUUUUAGCACAAAUACACAAAAACUGUUCAAGAGAAUAUUUUUAUUUACUUUUUAAUUUGGUGAAAGGGUGGGGUGAGGGCCUUUCUUUUACACUGAGGGAACAUUUUCCUGAAUUAUGAGAUACUAGUGCUCGUAGUAAGCAUGUAGAAAAGUGGGAGCUUUGCCGAUCUUUGUUGAAGCUGGCGUGUGAGAACCUGAGAACAUUCCGCCUUGUGAUCAUGAAGCAAGAAGCGCCUGUGGGUCGCAUAUCUGUCGGACUGUUUGUUUAUUAUUUAUUUUUAUUUUUUUUCGUCUCUCCCUGUGAACGGGUUAGAGAUAGGCAUCUGUUUAAGGCAGAGAGUGACUCAUCCUUGUUGACGAUCUUUGUCGAAGCUGGCGCUGAGAGCGUUCCGCCUUGUGAUCAUAAAGCAAGAAGUGUCUGUCUGUGGCUCGCAUAUCUCUCAUACUGUUUGUGUAUUAUUUAUUGCUUUAUUUUUUUCUGUCUCAACCGUGAACACGUUUAGAGAUAGGCAUCUGUUUAAGGCAGAGAGUGAUCUUUGCCGAAGCUGGCGGGUGAAAACGUUCUGUCUUGUGCCAAUAAUAAUGAUGAUGAAUUCAAAAUAAAAGUUUUGAAAAUUAAUCCCAAAACUUUUCAUGAUGAAGGAUGCACAUCAUUGUGCCAUAUCCGAAAGCUGAGAUUGAUCCGACAAACAGUCUGAGAGAUAUGCGAGCCAAAUACACACAUACAGAUAUUUCUUGAUAUUAGCACACUGCAUAACUCUGAUUCACCCCCGUUGCCCAUAAAGAAUUGUGCAUCUUGAAGAACUCAGGAAAAUGCUGAAAAAUUCCCUCUCAGUGGUAAAGAAAGUGUGUGUGUGUGGGGGGGAAUCCUGGAUUCAAACCCCUUAACUGGAUUCACUCCAAAAGUUCACAAAUUCUCCCUUGUCUCAUCCCCCACUCUUUCACCAAGUUUAAAGGAAAUCAGUUUUGCAGUUUUUGCAUAAUCCCACUAACAGUCGGAACAACAGCACUGAACUCAUUACCUCUUUGGCGGAGGUAGUGAAUUACUCUAUUCUGUGUCAUUCUAAAUGUGGGAAAUUCCCUAAGAGGGAAUUGAUAUUUGGACGAAAACACGUGGUGACUUACCAACAGUACUUUAAAGAUCAUUUAAGAUCAAACCAAUACUUCCCCCAAAGCAAUAUGUUUAAAACACAGUGCAAAAGAACUUGUACUUGAAAAUAUGAAAGAUUCAAAUAAUCAUAAACUCAUUUUUAUAUGCACAUUUUUAGAUUUGUUUAGCCCAAGAACUACCUAAUAUACACUCUCUGAAUAAUUUACACUUAACUGUGACAUGUUGCAGCCGCUUCAGGUAUAUUAAGACGUAGAUACCUGAUAUCAGGUUGGCCGUAUUAACCAUGAUUGCAUGAUGCAGAUUCAUCGGUUUUCUUGCAUAUAUACUUUUUAGUUUAUUUAGAAAUACUAAGGUGGUGCAAAGUUAUUCACAUGAAAGUUGCGUGGCGGCUUUAAAUUGAUGUACUCACUGCAGUCGAGCUUU
This is a messenger RNA of Thalassophryne amazonica, 2927 nucleotides long. It is a transcript of the gene slc25a1b, whose product is annotated as slc25a1 solute carrier family 25 member 1b. The transcript has 9 exons. The record is from RefSeq and is a predicted model, not a curated record. Gene Ontology annotation, biological process: mitochondrial citrate transmembrane transport. The coding region runs from base 191 to 1144 and encodes 317 amino acids. NCBI's taxonomy places the organism in Eukaryota, Metazoa, Chordata, Actinopteri, Batrachoidiformes, Batrachoididae.